AUGUUAUGGAAAAUUCUUAACUCUAAGGAAGAGUGGGCUCAGUUCUUUAAUGCAAAAUUUAAGGAUAAAUAUGGAUUGUGGAUUACUUCAUGGAAACAAUCAUCUAUUUGGAAAGGGCUGAAAUGGGCUUGGAACUACUUAAAAGAAGAUGUAAGGUGGUGUGUAGGGAAUGGCUCCAAUAUAUCAGUUUGGUUUGAUACAUGGGUUGGAGAUUUACCAUUGGUAAAUCAGGUAGCAAGUUUGUUAAAUGGAAAAGUUUGGUGCAUUCCUACUGAGUUACAACAAUUAUUACCCAACUCUUGCUUACCUGAAAUUGGCAAUGGUGAAGAUCAGAUGAUAUGGACUGGGCACAAGAAUGGGAAGUUUGUUACUUCAGCAACAUGA
This is a messenger RNA of Papaver somniferum (opium poppy), 384 nucleotides long. RefSeq lists its product as uncharacterized. The transcript is spliced from 2 exons. Lineage: Eukaryota; Viridiplantae; Streptophyta; Magnoliopsida; Ranunculales; Papaveraceae. The record is from RefSeq and is a predicted model, not a curated record. The coding region runs from base 1 to 384 and encodes 127 amino acids.